This is a messenger RNA of Bipolaris oryzae ATCC 44560, 2877 nucleotides long. RefSeq lists its product as uncharacterized. The transcript is spliced from 2 exons. The record is from RefSeq and is a predicted model, not a curated record. NCBI's taxonomy places the organism in Eukaryota, Fungi, Ascomycota, Dothideomycetes, Pleosporales, Pleosporaceae. The coding region runs from base 1 to 2877 and encodes 958 amino acids.
AUGCCCUUCAUCCUCUCCCUGGCAGCUCCACGUAGCCCGCAUCGUCCUGGCCGUUGUGUGACGCGCCUGGCUGUCCGCCUGCUUCCUUCCUUCACUGCAUCCACACAAGCCCCUUCCUUUUCUAGCCCCGACCACUGUCACGUGAGACAUCGCUCUUCGUUGCCAGCAUGCCAUCGUUCCCUCCCCUCGCCAAACCGCGGCCUGUCUUUACCUCCCCGCAACGGCCCGCCUCUGUGUCGCCUCGAGGCACUUCAGACCCUAUCAAAGCGCCAUGUUUCCACGAGCAAUUUAGCUCCACAUGCCGAGCCAGACGACUUUCAAUCACCACUAGACGCCGUUGAAGAUUUCGACAAUGACACCCCGUUUCGUGCCCAGUUGUCGCGCAAUGCCCGAAAGGUGCUACGCGAGAGCAGACCUGCCACUGUUCUGGCAUCCAUCAAUGGUCCAGCCAAAGAUCUCUACAGGGAUAACAACUCCAGCCAGAGCGCUUCGGCGUGCACUACGCAAGACUCUGUAACCCAGGAAAAAUAUCCACAAACCCUUGCGACAGCCGGCAUACCCGUGCAACAUCCUGAGCCUGUUUCGCUCUAUUCUGUCCUUGCGCGCUACAUCAAACACUGCACCUCCUCACCUCCAUCAGAGUCUGAUUUUCGCUUUAUUGCUUCAGAGUUGCACUUGCUGCGAUCCAAAGGUUACAGACCCGAAAGCGUAGAGCAGUGGGCAGCAUGUCUUGUAGAGCCCAAAUGCAAUGUGGCGGCUGCAGUCUUCGAACAACAGUCUGAGGUACCUCCUCUCUUCCUGCUGUUGCUUUUCCUGCGCCGCAAACACAUCAGAGUGCACAGUCUGGGGAUCAUUAUGAGGCACCUGGACCGGAUUGUCCAGUUAGACAUUCUUGAAUGGUCCCAGCUUAAGAUCAUUGCAGUCCGCCUGCUCCGCCAUGUGCGCGAAGUCUGGCCUGAGUCUGUAACAUGGGUCACGUCUUUCCUGAUUUCUCAGUCCAGUUGCUUGCACAAUAGGUCGCCCCGGAUACUGUCUGAUAUGACUCGCUUCUUCAAUUCUUACCUUGUGUUGCUAUGUCUGCCCACAAGCUUCCGGCCCUUAGUCUGUGCCACUUACCAGGAAAAGGCUCAGUUUCAGAUACUCAAGUACAUGGCUAGCACAUCACCAUCUAUGGUAGUGUCACGCCCCGGUUUCCGGGCAGUAGCUCGUAAUCAGUUGGCCCACGCCAAGACCACUCAAGAACGAGAGUGGGCAGAACUCAAAGGCCCAUCUUGGCCACCGUGGAAGGAGAACCGCACAGCAAUGGACGAAGAAAAAGGCUACAAUUUUGGUGCUUCGCGGGCCUCUCAGCUCUUACAUCGCAUGUACGAAGCUGGAUACACUAAUCGCACGUUUGAGGACAUGGUACAGAUCUAUGCUGGUUGGGAUACAGACAACAGCCCAACAAUACAAACUCGGACUACACUACCGCAUGUUUCUUCGAGAUUCAACGACAAUCACCAGAUGCGCCCGCUGCUCUGGGCUGCACGUAUACGGACCACACGCACGCGAAGAGAGGCCUGGGCGUGCUUCUUGUCUCACGAGCUUUCGGACGAAGGCGCUCAUUCCGAAGUGUACCUUGCCAUGUUCGAAAAAUUACAUUACUCUGCUGUAAAGAGAAUACCCGCCCUACCGCUUUCGACUGAUGCAGAUCAAGCUCCCGAAGAGGAUAUUAAUCAUCUGCUACCCGGAGACAUGAAAGAGGUCCUGCCAGAUCCUUCAUCUUCAUUGUACUAUGUUUAUCUUAGUGAGCCUGUUCCUGAGUACAAAGAACUACUGGAACGAAUGCGUACCACCAAUAUCAGGCCUUCGCAUCGAUUACUUGCCUUUCUCCUGGAAACAUGUCCCGACUUCCACACAUGUCUGAAUUUACUGCAUAUGAGUAGACACGAUUUUAAUGGUGGUAUACGUCGCAUACUCUAUGGUAUGAACGACGACGAUGCCUCGGUCCGUUCAGUUGAUGGGUACCUCUUCACAGCCAUCAUCCGGUUCUUGUGUCGUUUUGGGCGUUUCGAGCGGCCGCCUCCACAGGAGCCCACGGUGCUGGAUCCUCAAGAACAUGCGCAGCAAAUUCGGACCAACAGGAAUUAUCUCUUGGAGUAUGCGCAUAGCCUUCUUGUACGCUAUCGGCCGAAAUAUCGGCCCGCCUGGACAAUCUUUAUCAACAAGCUGCUACAUCAAAGAAAACUUCCACAGGCCGUCCAAGUCGAACGCUAUAGGGUCGUCUGUGACUUGCUUGAGUACAUUGAGCAAACCGAUCUUGAUGUUGAUGAUGACAUAUUUGGCUGUGCAUGCAUGGCGACCACGUAUGCCGCACAGAGUAUGGACCAGAGCAUUGCGUCUAUCAAAGACGCGCGCUUGUUGUCGACAGGGUCGGCCCGUCUCAGAGCGUUAUUCAACAGCUUAGUUGGGGCCAAUGUCAACAUGCAUUCCCAUCCAGAACAGCCUAUGGGUGCUAUUCCACCACAUGUUCCUGGGCCUACAGAGCUUCACCUUUAUGUGCGAGCCUUGGGCGCUCUGGGUGACUAUGAAGGUCUCUACUCGUUUACGACCUGGCUGACCAAUUACCGUUCUGAAGUCAGUGUACGUGCGCAAGCACAGCGCGGUGGCAUGGACACUUUGUUCAGAAUGCUGGUAGCAUUGAGACUGGCUGUUAGCGGUGGAGGGCCAGACAUGGGAUCUCAGCAUGCAUCUUAUGCACCCGAAGACAUUGCUCUGCUCGUCAGAAAGCAGAUUGAUAGUGUGGAAGAAUGGGGCGGAUGGCCGACGCAGGAGCAUGUCAAGAUGUACAUUCAAAAACAGUUGAAGUCACAAACUCCGUCUGCAGGAGGGCGGUAG